AAACGGAAAAUUACAAAAAAAAACAGAAUUUCUAUGAAGCGACUUAGAGAACAAAUUUAAAUAUUAAGAAAAAAUUAAAAAAAUAUUAUUAAAAAAAAUUGAAGAAAAAAGUGAAUAGAUAUCUCUGUGUUGGCGUUGGGUUUUUUAUCAAACCACACAUACAUACACAAUUGCAUUUGCGAUCAUUUACAAGGUGUAUGUAAAGAAAAUAGCUCACAGAAUAUAAUUUCACUUCGCGGUGUUGUAAAAGAAAACAAAAAUAUAUAUAAAACGUCGAUCCUGUAAAUUUAAUUCGAGUGUUCCAGUGUAUUUUUAUUUUCUUAAUCUUUUGGGAGUGCAAUGAAAAUGUUGAAAUAUUCCUUAAAUUUAUGUUUAUUGUUGCUGUUAUUUUCCUCAAAUGCGGUGUCGACUGAAAAUGUCAACCCAGAGCAAUCUAAAGCCAUUUAUUUGACACCAAAUGAAGUGAAGCUGUUUCGUGAAAGUUUAGACUUCAUUCAGGACCCGAAUUGUCAACGUGAUUUAAAUGUGACACUCUGGGCUCUGUUAAACAAUGUCCAGUGGGCCGUAACGAUGUACGAUGCUUCGGUGCGAAAUGCCAUUGGCACCGGCAGUAAAGUCUUCUAUCAAAUGGGACAUUUUGAUCAAUGCUUAGAAGCUUCGAGUAAGCCAGCAACAACGACAACAGCUACAUCAAUGGAGACAUCUUUGAAUGACGGGAUUUACAAGGAAACAAUACCAGUUCAAUAUUGUCUAGUCGAUGUGCGGAUCAAUGGAAUAAUACUGGACUCAGACGAGGCGGAAGGUGAUGAACAACAACAAGGCGAGACAUUGAUUUCGCGCUGGGGCGAAUGUUUACCGGCCUCCUGCAGUAGCUCGGAUGUUGCAAUUUUCUUGCACCAUAUUCUGCAGCGCAAUGUGACGGUCAGCGAUAAAAUGUGCCAAUUGUCAACGUCGAACGGAAGCCGAACCAUAUCGAUUGGAAUGUUUGCCUAUGCUUCCAUUGUGAUAUUCUUUGCAUUCUUUACGAUUUUUUGCACCGGCUAUCACAUUUAUUUGAAAAAAUCCACAGCAAGUCAAGAUGAUCUAAAGAAGGCAAUGAACAACAAUGACAUCUGGAAGACUGCCUUAUUAUCCUUUUCGGUAAUUGAAAACACCAAGAAACUCUUUCAACCCAGCAGCGAUAAGAAUGGACUGAAUCCAUUGAAUGGCGUUAAAGCUCUGGCAAUGAUUCUGAUACUGUUUGGGCAUGCAGGUAUAUUCAUAUACGGUAGCCCAUCGUACAACGUUGAUUUUAUGUCAGAGAAUCUAAAAAAUCCCUUGGUUGGUUUCGUUGUCAAUUCUUUGCUUUUUGUCGAUGUAUAUUUACUGCUGAGUGGUUAUCUCUUCUUCCGGAUAGCAUUUGUGGAGGUGGAGAAACGUAAGGGACGUUUGAAUCCUUUAUUUUUAUAUUUCGGACGUUACAUACGUUUGACACCACCCUAUAUGGUGGUAAUUGGUUUCUAUAUGACAUGGUUUCUGAAUAUUGGCAGUGGACCCAUUUGGCAGGAACGUAUUGAGCCACAACAAGAACGUUGUAUCUCCUCGUGGUGGUUGAAUAUUUUGUAUGUUAAUAACUACAUUAACACCGAUAAAUUGUGCAUGUUCCAAUCGUGGUAUCUAUCGGCAGAUACUCAACUUUUCAUGAUAGCCCCCUUCAUUUUGUUGUUGAUUUAUAAAUUCCGCAGAUUUGGCUUAACUGUUUUGGCUGGUCUCGUUGGCCUUACAUCGGCCAUACCCUUUGUGGUCACCUACAUGAAGGAGGCACAACCCACAUUUAUGGUCACCAGGAAGGAGGCUGAGGAUGUGUCUCUAAGCGAAUAUUACCAUGACACCUACAUCAAGACCCACAUGAGGGCUUCGGCCUACUUCAUUGGUCUGGGUAUUGGUUAUUUGGCACAUUUGAUACAUUGUAAAAGCAUAAAAUUACCAAAAUCUCUGGUGCGUACCAUGUGGACCUUAGGCGUCAUUAUGGGUGUUGGUUCCAUGUUUUCCCUUAGCCGUUUCUAUACAUCAUCGUAUACGAACAUGGAAAGCACCAUCUAUGCUGGUCUACACAAAUUGGCCUGGAAUUUGGCAAGUGGUUGGUUGGUGUUAGCCGUGACAACAGGGCAUGGCGGAUGGGUACAGCGAAUGUUAAGCAGUCGGGUGUUUGUACCAUUCUCGCGAUUGACAUACUGUGCAUAUUUAUGUAAUGGCAUUGUCGAGCUGUACAAUACAUCGAGUCAAAGGACUGUAGAGCGGUCGGGCUACAUAGAAAUGACAAAUUACAUGCUGAACCAUACGCUGAACACAUUUGCAUUGGCUUUCAUCUUGUGUCUGAUCUUCGAAUCGCCUUUACAUGCCGUAGAACGAGUGCUAAUGCGUCACUUUGGUGUUCGAGGCGGUGCGCCGCAGAAACGCGAUAGCAGCAGUUCAAAUGAUGCAACGCCCUCUACAUCUGAGGAACAAGUAGCCUAAGUCCUUGUUUUCCGAUUAAGAUUUACAUGCAUACAUCUGUGAUAGCUUUUAAGAGAAUUCAUUCGGGUAUAUUGUUGUAAUGUGUGACACAAAAAUAUUUGAUUUUCACUUCAUUUCAAGAUACUCAAUCUUUCGUCAU
Molecule: messenger RNA, 2635 nt
Organism: Musca domestica (house fly)
Lineage: Eukaryota; Metazoa; Arthropoda; Insecta; Diptera; Muscidae
Product: nose resistant to fluoxetine protein 6
Exons: 10
Coding region: 340-2496 (718 amino acids)
Molecular function (GO): acyltransferase activity, transferring groups other than amino-acyl groups
Source: RefSeq, a predicted model, not a curated record